AUGUGGAAUGUUUUUAAUUUCAAUAAUAUUGAUGAUAAAUUAAAAAAUUUUAAAAAUGAAAAAGAAAUAUAUACUCACGAAGAUUUAAGAUAUUACUUUGAGAAGUUGGUGAAAAUAAAUUUGAACAAUGUUAAUGUAAAUAACUUCAUAGAAUUAAUAAGAAAAAUUACUCAAAUAACAAUAUGGGGAGACAAAUAUGAUGAUCAAAUUUUUCAAUACUUUUGUGAGGACAACAUCUUUAACCACUUCAUUUAUUUACUGAAGCAGAAAAUAAAUAAAAAUAUCAGGAUACAAAUAUAUCAGUCACUUACUAUGUUAAUACAGAACAUACAAAAGGACAUAUCUUUAUAUUAUAUAUUCAGCAACAACAAAAUAAACAAUUUAAUUUAUACGACUUUUAUUUAUCAAGAUGAUGAAAUUAUGCCAUAUUAUAUUUCAAUGAUUAAAUCAAUUUCUUUUUUUUUGAAUUAUCAUACCUCCAAGUUCUUUUUUAACGAAAGUAUGAAGUUUCCGUUAUAUACAGAAUCAUUGAGGCUAUACAAAUUUAAUGAUAUAAUAACUAGGACAUACGUUAAAAACAUCAUUCUUAAUAUACUUAAAAUUGAUGAUGAAGGUAUAGAAAAUUUAAUUUUGUUAAGGUCAUCCUUUUUUACAAUCCUAGUAUGUUAUUUAAGAAAUAAUUUAAUAAAGAUGAAUAAAAUAUAUACCAAAACCAAAGAAUCGAAAAAGUUAAAUAAACAUUUCAAUAAUUAUCUAGAAGAAAUUGAUGAUGUUUUAUAUUUUUUUGAAGAUAUGCUUAAUUGCGAAAAAAAAAGAAUCAAUGAUAUGUUAAUAGUAAAACUUAUAAUUUAUUUUUAUUUUCCAAUAAUUGGUUCUUUUCAUAACUCCAUAUAUUUUCAUGGAGUACAUCCUGAAAGUGAUAGUAAUAUGUGUAAUCAUUCAGAGAAAAGAGAAGAACAAAAUAUAUUCAAGAAGGAUAUUAAUAGUAAUGAUAUAAACGAGGAGCAACUUAAUUAUGGUAGUCUUGAUUAUGUCUAUUUUUCUAGCAAUGGGAAAGAUGGUACGGCAAAACAAGUUCAUAUGAAUAAUGCAAAAAAAAAUAAGGACACAAAUGAAGAGGAUAAAAAUAAUUUGGAAGAUAAAAAAAAAAAUUUGGAAGAAAAAAAAAAUAAUUUGGAUGAUAAAAAUAAUUUGGAAGAAAAAAAAAAUUUGGAAGAAAAAAAUAAUUUGGAUGAUAAAAAAAAUUUGGAAGAUAAAAAUAAUGUAGCAGAUGAUAAAAAAGACCAAAAACAGAAAAAUACGCAUAAGAAUGAAAAAGUUGCAACAGAUUCACAUAACGAAAAAAAAAAGAAAGAAGUUGUUUUUAAAUUAAACGAACAAAAUGAUAAUGAUAUGAUGGAUUAUGAAAAUAAUAAAAGUAUAAAAGAUGAUGAUAGUAAUAAUAAUAAUAAUAAUAGUAAAGACGCAAAAGAUAAAAAUGAUAUAAUUUAUACUAAUCCUGAAAUAUCUUUAGAAAACAUUGAACUAUUCAAUUCAUAUAAUAUUCCGUUUUUACGAUUAGUUGAUAAUAAUUUUAUAAAUUGUAAAAAUUAUGAUUUUUGUAAAAGCUUGUCCUCAUCAAAUGAAUCUUCUAUGAAUUCUAAUAUAAGCUACAUUGAAAGAGAGAAGGAUGAAGAUUUAUUUCUUAAUGAAGAAAAUAUAAACAAAACAGAAACUUUAACAAAUGAAGAUGAUAAUAAUACAAAUAAAAAUGACGCUAACAAAAAGAAUGAAAGUAAUAAUAAUAAUAAUAAAAAAAAAGAAAAAAAAAGUGAAAAUGCAUAUGAAUUUUUGUACUUUAAAGGAAGAUUAAAUGUUAGGAGACAAAAGGAUAAUGAUAAAAAUAAAACAGAAGCUAAUAAAAAAAAACAAGUGGAUAAUGAAACAAACAAUGUAAAAAAUAAUAAUGUGAUUGAUCAAUAUAAUAGUGAUUCUAAUUUUAUAAAAGAAAAUGAUUUAAAAGAUUAUUAUUUUAAAAAAAGAGAAAAAAAAAAUAUAUUUAUUCAAUUAAAUUCACGAAAUGGAAUAUUACAUAAAAAAAAAAAUAAAAAUAAUAACACACAUUUGAACAAUAAUUCUAUUAAUAAUGAUGAAGAAUUCUGUGAUAUAAAUAAUUUUAUAAAUAAUAAAGAAUUUAUAAAAGAUAUUAAACAAAAUAAUUUAUAUGAUUCAUGUUAUGUAGAAAUACCAACACUCCAAAAAAAAAUUACUUUUGAUGAAAAUAUUAAUAAUGAUAUAUAUAAUUAUUUAUUUAAUUUCAAUUGUUUUACAUUAAAUGCAUUAAAUUUUUAUAACCAUAAUAUUAGUGUUACAAAUGUUUUCUACAAUAUUUUUAAAGUGGGUUUAUGUUUCCAUCCAUUGUGUUAUGUAAACUCCUUUAAAAAUUUCUCUUUAUUAUAUAAUUAUCUUAUAAAUACCAACCUUUCUUUAUUUGUACUUAUCAGAUCAUUGAAUAUACUUAAAAAUGAUAAAAUUAAUAAAAUCGUAUAUUCACUAAUUUUUGGGGAACAAAUUAAUGAAUAUUUUUUACAUAAAAUUUUAUCAAUUGAAUUAAAGGAUCCUUAUUUUUAUGCAUAUUUUUUUGAUGCACAUAAAAAAAUGAAUAUCAAUAAAAAUGCAAAUGAUGAUAUGGAAUUUGAAGAUAUUUACACAUCUUCUAUAGAUUACUUAUUACCUGAAUAUAACAAGGAAGAAGAAGCUUCCUGUUUAAAUCUAAUUAAUAAAUAUUAUAAUAAUAUGGUUACAAAAAUGUCACCGUGUUCUAUCGAAAAUGAUAAAGGAGAACAAGAAGAGAAAAAGGAAACCAAAAAAAUUGUUGGUGAGGAAAAGAAGGAAAUUGAAGAAAAUAAAGAAAAUUGUUCGAAUGUUGAAGAAAAGGAGAAUAAAAAGACAGAUGAUGAAAAUAAGGAGAAUAAGGAGGAAGUUGUUGUGGAUAAGGAAAUUAAGAAGGAAGUUGUUGUGGAUAAGGAAAUUAAGAAGGAUGUUGUUGGUGAUAAUGAGAAUAAGAAGACAAAUGAUGAAAAUAAGGAGAUUAACAAGACUGAUGAUGAAAAUAAGGAGAUUAAGAAGGAAGCUGAUGAAGAUAAGGAUAUUAAGAAGGAAGCAGGUGAAGAUAAUGAGAAUAAGAAGACAAAUGAUGAAAAUAAGGAGAUUAAGAAGGAAUCCGAUGAAGAUAAGGAGAUUAACAAGACUGAUGAUGAAAAUAAGGAGAUUAAGAAGGAAGCUGAUGAAGAUAAGGAUAUUAAGAAGGAAGCAGGUGAAGAUAAUGAGAUUAAGAAGACAGAUGAUGAAGAUAAUGAGAAUAAGAAUGAAGUUGAUGAAUAUAAGAAAAAUAAGAAUGAAGCUGAUGAAGAUAAGGAUAAUAAGAAUGAAGCUGAUGAAGAUAAGGAUAAUAAGAAUGAAGCUGAUGAAGAUAAGGAUAAUAAGAAUGAAGUUGAUGUAGAUAAGGAGAUUAACAAGACUGAUGAUGAAAACAAGGUGAUUAAGAAAACAAAUGAUGAAGAUAAUGAGCAUAAGAAUAAAGUUGAUGGGGAUAAGGAUAUUAAGAAGACAGAUGAUCAAAAUAAGGUGAUUAAGGAGGCAAAUGAUGAAGAUAAUGAGAAUAAGAAUAAAGUUGAUGUAGAUAAGGAGAUUAAGAAGACAGAUGAUGAAAAUAAGGUGAUUAAGGAGGCAAAUGAUGAAGAUAAUGAGAAUAAGAAUAAAGUUGAUGUAGAUAAGGAGAUUAACAAGAUUGAUGGUGUAGAUAAGGAGAUUAAGAAGACUGAUAAUGAAAAUAAGGUGAUUAAGAAGACAAAUGAUGAAGAUAAUGAGAAUAAGAAUAAAGAUGAUGUAGAUAAAGAGAUUAACAAUACUGAUGAUAAAGAUAAGCAGAAUAAUAGUACCUGUCAGGAACAAAAAGAAAAAGAAGUAAUCGUUAAAAAUGCAAAGAAAGAUGAAACAAACGUCCAUAAAGAAAAGGAACAUGAAGAAUGCAAAGAUAAGGAUGUUCAAGAAGAGGGAAAUAAAGAAAAGGAGUUGAAUGAUCAAGAAACUAAAGAACAUAUUAACCAAAAGGAUAAUAUAAAAAAAGAUAUAUUGGAUCAAACUUCUAAAGAGAAAGAUAUAAAUGAAGAAGCAACUGUGUUAGAAGAAGAAAAAAAACAGACUCAGAUAAAUUCUAUGAAAGAAAGUGAGAAUAUUGGUGAAAUAGAAAAAAAUUUAACAAGUAAUAGCAUAAUGAAAUAUAACGAAUUAAGUAACCCAAUAUUACUUAAUUUUAUGUUACUUACUAAUAUACAAAAAGAGAAGAAUAUUAAAAAAUGUGAAAAAGAUAAUAUUAAAAAUAAAAUAUCAGAUAUAUAUUUAUUGUUAAGUAUCCAGUUUAUUUAUAAUUAUUUAAAUACAUCAGAUGAUGAUUUGAAUAAUAUGAAUAUUUCUUUCUUUAAAGUGUCUAAUUAUAAUUUCUUAUAUAUUUAUUGGAACAUUAUAAAUGUUCAUAUAAAUAAUUUAUACUUACGAAUUAUUACAUUGAAAUUGUUAGUUAAUUUGACAUUAUUAUAUGUUCAGAAAAUAAAGGAUAAAAAUGUGUGUGCCGAAUUUGUAACACCAUUAUUAUCGUUAAUGGAAAAGAUUAAGAAAAAAUUGGCAAAUAAAAUUAAAAGCAUUAUAUGCAAAAUGGAAUAUAAAGUGUGUCAAAUAUUUUGGGAGGAAUCUAAAAUAUAUGAAAAUUGUUGUCAAGAAAAAAUAAAUAUAUGUGGAGACUCCAUAUUAAUGAAUAUCGUUAAUGAAGCAGAAGAAUUUGAGGAUUAUCACUUUCUCUCGUAUCCUGUGUCUCAAAUAGAAAUAUACAGAAGAAAUGUUCAUGCCCUUUUUGUUUUAAACGGUUUCUCUAGCCAACUUCAGGAUAUAAUAUCAAACACAAAAAUUGACCCAAUGAAGUCAGUGCCUUUUGAUUUUAGUUACAAAGACGCAACAGCCUUAAUAGAUAUAAAAAAUAAAAAUACAAUUAAAUGCUUCUUAAAAAAUAAUAACAAAAUUUUUAAUUGUUAUUAUAUAGAAGAUAAAACCAAUUUUUUAUUAUGCAUUCCAUCUAAUAGUCACGUAAAUGAAGCUCUAAUUAUUUUUAGCUAUCCGUUAAUGUUAAUCGAUUUAUAUAUAGACAAAAAUGAUAAUAAAAAGUUGAUAGUUCAUGCUUACAGUUAUAACAAUGAAGAGAAUAAUGUUGAUGAGUCAGUUAUCACAAACUUUAAUAAUUCUGAAAAAAUAUUUAAUAACAAUAAUACAUAUGACAGUAAUUAUGUUAAUAUAGUAAGAUGUUAUAGUUCAAAUAAUGAUGAUAACAUAUCUGACGAAAAUGUUAAAAUUCAUAAAAAUGAUUAUAUCCUAAAUAAAUAUAGUUCAGCAUAUAAGAAGAAUAAAACUAUAACAAAUGUAAAAAAAGAGUGGUGCAUUAAGGAACUCAAUUUUAUGAAGAACAUUUUGAAGCUCAAUUUUUAUGAUACAACAAGAUCUCUUAUUGUAUACAAAGAAAUAAAAUCAGGUAUACAAAGUGUGAACGACAAAUACAAAAAGAAGCUGGAAGAAUAUCUGGAUACGUUUAAUUAA
Molecule: messenger RNA, 5622 nt
Organism: Plasmodium adleri (nom. inval.)
Lineage: Eukaryota; Apicomplexa; Aconoidasida; Haemosporida; Plasmodiidae
Product: conserved Plasmodium protein, unknown function
Exons: 14
Coding region: 1-5622 (1873 amino acids)
Biological process (GO): endosomal transport; endosome to lysosome transport; regulation of autophagosome maturation
Cellular component (GO): endolysosome membrane; late endosome
Source: RefSeq, a predicted model, not a curated record